AUGCUGCUGCUCUUUUUGCUGUCUGUAACAGUUGCAUUUCAGGUUGUUUCCAGCCAGCGUGUGUUUUUAUUGGUCACAACUCCAAUGAGCUGGGCCACAGCCAAUGACUAUUGCAAGAGUCACUAUGAAGGACUAGCAGACAUCUUAAGCCUGGAAGAUCUGAAUGCAGUGGUACUAACAGCUACUCAAACUGCUUGGAUAGGCCUGCACUACAACAGAGUCAUCAGGGGACUGAGCUGGUCCAAUGGCGCCAUUUACGAGAGCCCAAGUUGGAUGCCAAACGUUGGCACCUUUCUGUUUGGGUCAGGAAUAUGUGGAACAAUGCUUAGUCUUGUCAUUUUGCCUUCUUCUUGCAAUAAGCAGUUGCCCUUCAUCUGUUCCUACUAUUUGUCAGGCACUGACACUCCCUCCAUAGCUAACACAGGCUCCACUGCUACCACUCAGCUCCUGCCCUUCAGUGGAACAGCAAGUGCCCCAGCAGGAAGCUCUUCUGAUGCAGAUUUUGGCUACGUGGUUCUGAAAAUGGAUUUCGUAUCAGCUGCCCUGGUAGACCUUGAGGCCAUGAAACAACAGCUUCUGAAUGAGGUAGAAGAACUACUGAUGGGGAGUUUCUCCAAAGGGACAUUCCAGUUGCAGUGGGUGAGCUAUGAGCAAUGA
Alligator sinensis (Chinese alligator) is the source of this 657-nucleotide messenger RNA. RefSeq names its product putative C-type lectin domain family 20 member A. The coding region runs from base 1 to 657 and encodes 218 amino acids. The record is from RefSeq and is a predicted model, not a curated record. NCBI's taxonomy places the organism in Eukaryota, Metazoa, Chordata, Crocodylia, Alligatoridae. The transcript is spliced from 5 exons.